AUGGCAUUGACAGGUGUCACAACCUCUGACCUGAUUGACUCCUUCUUUUCUACAGCUACUAAUACCAAUUCUGUUUCUAAUCAACCUCCAAUUCUUACUACUCUUGACAACUCUAACCCAA
This is a messenger RNA of Cetraspora pellucida, 121 nucleotides long. NCBI's taxonomy places the organism in Eukaryota, Fungi, Glomeromycota, Glomeromycetes, Diversisporales, Gigasporaceae. The record is from the annotation of a GenBank genome assembly.